GUCCACCAGGACGGUUCUGGACUGUCGCAGUGAUCCGGCCGACCUGUGAUGGCAGUAGAGAUCACUCCGAUGCUCAGCUCAGAUCGAUCAGCUUCACGUGCUUCGGUCCCUCUGAUCAGUUUUAUUGACAGGGUAUCUGCGGUUUGGACCGUGUUCGGGUGUGAGUCGGUCUCUUGUCGUGAUUCUGGUUUUAUGUGGCCAUUCUGAGGCCCAGCUGUUUCUUCCUAAACUUUUCAGACUCAUCUAAGCUUCAGUUAGCGGUUAGCAUCUGAGAGUUGCAGCACAUCGACCUUCUUUCUCAGAACUUUUGGUCCCGGACUUUCACCUCUUUGACCAAACGUGUCGCUGCUCUCCGGGCCGGACCUUCACCUCGGCUCCAGGGCUGGUUGCUGGUUUGUUUCUAGCAGCGGGGCAGCUAAGCUAACAGGCUAAUUGUUCAGAGAGUUAGCCGUUGGCACUUAGCUCGAGCUGCCCUCGUCCUGCUGAUGCCAGCGAUGCUGGAGAGAAACCCGGAGGCUCCGGGGAAGAGAAGAGGUCGGGCCCCGGCGGGGAGCGCCAACAUCGGCCACGGAGCAGCGGCGAACACCGGCGGGAAGCAUCUGUCCGGUAAUGGAACCAGUACCAACAGCUUCUGGGAAGAGGGAAGUUCAGGCUCCAGCAGCGACGAGGAGCAUGGUGGAGGAGGGAUGCGGGUUGGACCGCAGUACCAGGCCGUGGUUCCCGACUUUGACCCGGAAGUUGCCAAAGCUGCUCAUCUCAGGGAAAACCUAGGAAUGUUGGUUUGGAUUCCCAGCGGCUGCCUGAACCAGACUCAGUUGGAUGAGUACAUCGCCAUUGCUAAAGAGAAGCACGGAUACAACAUGGAGCAGGCUCUGGGCAUGCUCUUUUGGCACAAACACAACGUAGAGAAGUCUCUGGCCGACCUGCCGAACUUCACUCCGUUUCCUGAUGAGUGGACGGUGGAGGACCGAGUCUUAUUCGAACAGGCCUUCAGCUUCCACGGGAAGAGUUUCCACCGCAUCCAGCAGAUGCUACCUGAUAAGUCGAUGGCCAGUCUGGUUCGAUUUUACUACUCCUGGAAGAAAAGCCGCAGUAAAACCAGUCUGAUGGACCGACAGACACGAAAACCAAAGAGAGAGAGAGGCGACAGUGAUGAUGAAGCUGAUGAUGGAAAUGGGAAUUCUCCCAUUGACCCAGAGCUGGACACCAAUAAAGACAAGAAGGAGAUGAGUUCUGCCUCAGAGAGAUCAGAGGUGAAACCAGCUUCUGGUCUGAAGAUGGGGGGUAAAGCUUCUCAGCGAAUGAAGAAACGUCCUCCCAGAGGAAUGUUUUUGAAUCAGCAGGACAUUGUUUCACUGUCAUCUUCAUCUGCUCAGGGACUCAUCAGACAGCUGGACUGUCAGCUGGUCUCCAUCAAGAGACAGAUUCAGACCAUCAAACAGACCAACAGCACUCUGAAGGACACACUCAGCUCAGGAGUUGAGGAGUUUAGGCAACCUGAGAUGAACCAAAAGUUCAACAAUCGCUGGACCACAGAAGAGCAGCUGCUUGCUGUACAAGCCAUCAGGAAGUAUGGCAGGGACUUCCAGGCUAUCUCUGACGUGAUCGGUAACAAGUCGGUGGUCCAAGUGAAGAACUUUCUGGUGAACUACAGGCGGAGGUUUAACCUGGAUGAGGUUCUUCAGGAGUGGGAAGCCGAACAUGGAAUGGAGGGGGAGGACAGGGGAGGAGAAGAGGAUAAGAUGGAGGACAAGAUGGAGGCUGCAGAAGAUGAUGAGGCCGCUACUACACAGAGAAAGGAGGACUCGUCCUCUCCAAUGGACUCUGAAAAACCUCUGGCCUCCUGAGACGUCACCGUGACAACCACCUCAGAACCAACCCUUUAUUUCAUUUUGUCAUAAUAUUUUUAUUAUUUUAUUGUAUUCUUUUCCAGUUGUGCUAUUGGUCAAGUGUGAGGGUUGACUGCUGGAUUAAUGACAUCAAGCAUCGAUUAGAGGAUUUUUCUCACAAAAUCCUGUUUCUUUUUAAAUGGAUUUACUUUCUGAUGUUGAUGGUGAGAGAUGGAGAAUGAAGCUGAGAUAUUUGAUGUGUGUUGGGUUUGAUGGGCGUGGUCAGUUAUGAUGAACUUUUUUUUUUUUUUUUUUAUAUUUUAGAAUGAUUUUA
Molecule: messenger RNA, 2163 nt
Organism: Melanotaenia boesemani (Boeseman's rainbowfish)
Lineage: Eukaryota; Metazoa; Chordata; Actinopteri; Atheriniformes; Melanotaeniidae
Gene: rcor1
Product: REST corepressor 1
Exons: 13
Coding region: 486-1847 (453 amino acids)
Biological process (GO): regulation of transcription by RNA polymerase II; negative regulation of DNA-templated transcription
Cellular component (GO): transcription regulator complex; histone deacetylase complex
Molecular function (GO): transcription corepressor activity
Source: RefSeq, a predicted model, not a curated record